Messenger RNA from Ambispora gerdemannii, 1638 nucleotides. Lineage: Eukaryota; Fungi; Glomeromycota; Glomeromycetes; Archaeosporales; Ambisporaceae. The record is from the annotation of a GenBank genome assembly.
AUGACCACGACAUCAAGCAACAAACUUUACAUUAAGAACAAUCAGGAUCAAACGAUUGUUGGCAUUCUUGAACUAAGUAAUAAAGUAGAGGCAUCACCAAAUAUAAAAAUAUCCGAUGGCACAAAGCUUGGUUUAAUUCUACAUGGAACGCUUGGCCAUAAAGAUUACUUGUUUCAAAAAAAGUUGGCAUCGGUGUUGCCAUUUGAUACUUUUCGUUUUGAUUUUCGGGGAAAUGGAGAAAGUGAUGGCGAACGAAAAUAUGCAAGCAUUAAGGAUGAUUUAGAUGAUCUUGAAACUGUGCUUGACUUCUUACAAAAAGAAUAUGGGUAUAGUCUCUAUGCCCUCAUUGGCCAUUCUAAAGGGGCCAUGAUAGCUUUGUUGUACGCAGCAACACGUAAUCACAACGUACCUCAUGUAAUAAAUAUAUCUGCGCGAUAUUAUAUGGAAGCAGCACGACAAAGACACGGAAGUGACGCAAUGCAAGAUUUGGAGACUCGAGGCUAUUUCUAUUGGGAAACAAUGUCACUAGGACAAGUUAUAAAAUGGAAAAUUACAAAGGAUGAUUUUUCGGAGUGGCUGACGACUCCUAUGCAUUUAGGCAUUUAUCUAGUUAAAAAUAUUCCGGAGUCGACGUCCGUCUUAACUAUCCAUGGUACAAACGAUGAAACAAUUUACGUGACAGAUGCAGCCUCAUUCGCCAACUCGAUAUCGAACCACACACUGAAAUUGAUUAUUGGUGCAAACCAUCAAUACACUAAUCACAAGGAUGAACUUGUCAAUCUGAUUUUAGAAUACUAUUCGCCGGAAUUUCAAUCAACGCGUUUUCUAAACAGAAAUCGGGUAAUUAAUAAUGUUCCUCGAAUUAUUAAAAUUGGCGGCGUGAAGAAUUUUCGUGACGUGGGUGGAUGGAAGUGUACCGUUAACAAUAAUGACAAUCUGAGUUAUUACGUUCGUUCUCGUUUCGUUUUUCGCUCUGCAGAGCUUUCCAUGAUUACAGAUAAAGGCAUCGAGGCAUUAAAACGGCUAAAUAUUCAGAAAAUAUUUGAUUUGCGAUCGAAUUCAAAACGUUUUAAAGCAGUUCCAGAAAAUAUAGCUAAUGCUCAACGUAUUCAUACUCCAGUUUUUCCUGAGUCAUCUAUUUCGCGUGAAGAGAAAAUAAAAGGCUUUGCACCUUUCAUCACUGGGCCUGUAGGUUUUGCACAAAAAUCUGGCAAAAAAACAUUUCGCACAAUAUUUGAACAUAUACUUUAUCAUCCGAAUUCACCGUUCCUCGUUCAUUGUCGAGCAGGAAAAGAUCGUACUGGCGUUUUUGCGAUGUUACUUUUGAAGUUGGCGGGGGUUGAUGAUGAGUUAAUUGCACGAGAGUAUGAGUUAACAAUGCAGACGCAAGGUUAUGACGAAAAUGAAUUACAAAUCAUCUCUGAUAAAUUAAGUUCAGCAUUUACAAUAGAAGAAUGUGGACGCGCGCUUAGUGCACAAUACGAAUCAAUGAUAUUGACUCUAAACAAGUUUUCAGAGAAAUACGGCAAUAUUGAAUCAUAUUUUAUUAAUGAAUUGGGAUUCACCAAGGACGAGAUUCAUCAAAUUCAAAGUAAUCUGGUGGAACCUUCUUUGUUGCAAUCAGAACUAGAAAUUUGA